Molecule: messenger RNA, 924 nt
Organism: Dreissena polymorpha
Lineage: Eukaryota; Metazoa; Mollusca; Bivalvia; Myida; Dreissenidae
Product: multiple epidermal growth factor-like domains protein 10
Exons: 7
Coding region: 1-924 (307 amino acids)
Molecular function (GO): scavenger receptor activity
Source: RefSeq, a predicted model, not a curated record
AUGGAUUUUGGGGACCAAACUGCAUAUAUAAGUGCAGUGGUUGUCGGAAUGAACAAUGCAACAAAACCAAUGGCGCGUGCAAAUCAGGAGUGCGACGAUGGAUUUUGGGGACCAAACUGCAUAUAUAAGUGCAGUGGUUGUCGGAAUGAACAAUGCAACAAAACCAAUGGCGCGUGCAAAUCAGGGUGCAAAUAUGGUUUCAAGGUGUCGGCACGCUGCAAUGAUGAAUGCGACGAUGGAUUUUGGGGACCAAACUGCAUAAACAAGUGCAAUGGUUGUCGGAAUGAACAAUGCAAUAAAACCAAUGGUGUGUGCACAUCAGGGUGCAAAGAUGGUUUCAAGGAGUCGACACACUGUGAUGAUGAAUGUCAGAAAGGAACGUAUGGUCAAGAUUGCAAUCAGACCUGCGGACAUUGUCUGCAUCUCGUUCCAUGUGACGUUGUAAGCGGCCGCUGUGAGAGCUGCCUCGAGGGUUACACGGGUGACUCUUGCGAUACACUUGUUGAAGAAUCGAAUCAGUUUCCAGUGGAACUAGUAUCCGGAGUUUCGACAGGGAUUCUAAUUCUUCUUGUCGCGCUGAUUAUGAGUGUGGUUUUAUUGAUAAGGAAGAAAAAAGGCAAACGGACCCAAGAACAUUCAAAUGUAACAACUGUUCGCGAGCCAAUUAGCAGCGUCAAUGACGAACCGCAACAAAUGGCCGCUGAAAAGUCAGAUAAUGAGCAAAAGUGUUUGCCUGCGCAAUCUGCUGAUUCGGUUACUACAACGGUCAUCCAGGAACCGGUUUAUUCGAACAUGAAGGACCUUCCGCCUGUAGAGUCCUUGGGGACCGCCAUCGCCCUGUGCCAACUGCAGGGAUAUGUGAUGUCAAAAAGCGCAGAUGAGCCCUUCUUUUCUUUAGAAUUUAAGGUACAUGACAAGUCUUAA